GCCGCCCCAGAGCUGCUCUCCAUCGCUCACGGCGGGGCUGGUCCAAGCAGCCCCCCACGCUCGGGGCUCAGAGGAGAAGAUGGGAAAACUCUGCGUGGCUCUCGGGAUCCUCGUGCUCUGCGCUGCUGGCAGCUGGGGGGGUAACAUCUGCACCACCCGCGGGGUGAACUCCUGCAAGCAGUGCCUGGCCGUGAGCCCCCUCUGUGCCUGGUGCUCCGAGGAGGUCUUGGCACAACAGUCCCCUCGCUGUGACCUGCACGCCAACCUCCUGCAAAAUGGCUGCGGGCAGGACUACAUCGAAUUCCCCACCAGCAGCGUAACCAUCCUGGAGGACCGACCUCUCAGCAACAAGGGCUCGGGGAGCUCCACCACCACCCAGAUGAGCCCCCAAAAAAUACAGCUGAACCUGCGGCCAGAUGACUCCCAGAUCUUUCGCGUCCAAGUGCGUCAAGUGGAAGACUACCCCGUGGACAUCUACUACCUGAUGGACCUGUCCAACUCCAUGAAGGACGAUCUGAGGAAUAUCCAGAACCUGGGCACAAAGCUGGCCAGCGAGAUGCGCAAGCUCACCAGCAACCUACGCAUCGGCUUUGGGGCCUUCGUGGACAAGCCCAUUUCCCCCUACAUGUAUAUCUCUCCUCCGCAAGCCAUCACGAACCCUUGCUAUGAGAUCGGGGAAACCUGCCUACCCAUGUUUGGCUACAAACACGUCCUGUCGCUCACGGACGAGGUGACCCGCUUCAACGAGGAGGUGCGGAAGCAGAGCGUCUCACGGAACCGCGAUGCGCCCGAGGGCGGCUUCGAUGCCAUCAUCCAGGCCACCGUGUGCGACGAGAAAAUCGGCUGGAGGAACGAUGCUUCCCACCUACUCGUCUUCACCACGGAUGCCAAGACCCACAUCGCGCUGGACGGCAGGCUGGCCGGCAUCGUGCAGCCCAACGACGCUCAGUGCCACAUUGACAAGGAUAAUUUCUACUCCGCCUCCACCACAUUGGACUAUCCCUCUCUGGGCCUGAUGACUGAGAAACUCUCACAGAAGAACAUCAACUUGAUCUUUGCUGUGACGGAUACGGUCGUUGGCCUCUACCAGAACUACAGUGAGCUGAUCCCAGGCACAACUGUGGGCACCUUGUCCAGAGACUCCAGCAAUGUUCUGCAGCUCAUAGUGGACUCCUACGGGAAAAUCCGCUCCAAGGUGGAGCUGGAGGUGCGUGACCUCCCUGAAGAGCUGUCCCUGGCCUUCAAUGCCACCUGCCUCAACGACGAGGUCAUCCCUGGGCUCAAGUCUUGCAUGGGGCUCAAGAUCGGGGACACGGUGAGCUUCAGCAUCGAGGCCAAGGUACGAGGGUGCCCGCGGGAGCGGCAGAAAUCCUUCACCAUCAAACCCGUGGGCUUCAAGGACAGCCUGACGGUGGUGGUGAACUUCGACUGCGACUGCUCCUGCGAGAGCCAAGCCGAGGCCAACAGCUCGUCCUGCAGCCGAGGCAACGGCACACUGGAGUGUGGCGUGUGCCGCUGCAACCCCGGGCGCCUGGGCUCGCACUGCGAGUGCUCGGAGGAGGAGUACAACCCCUCGCAGCAGGAUAACUGCAGCCCUGGGCCGGGCCAGCCCCUCUGCAGCCAGCGCGGCGAGUGCAUCUGCGGGCAGUGCGUGUGCCACAGCAGCGACUUCGGGAAGGUGACGGGCAAGUACUGCGAGUGCGACGACUUCUCCUGCGUCCGCUUCAAGGGCCAAAUGUGCUCGGGUCACGGGCAGUGCAGCUGCGGGGACUGUCUGUGCGAUUCAGACUGGACCGGUGACUACUGCAACUGCACCACCCGCACCGACACGUGCAUGUCCAGCAACGGGCUGGUGUGCAGCGGCCACGGCUCCUGCGUCUGUGGCAAGUGCGACUGCACCCAGCCCGGCUCCUACGGCGACACCUGCGAGAAGUGUCCCACAUGCCCGGAUGCCUGCACCAUCAAAAAGGAGUGCGUGGAGUGCAAGAAAUUUGAGCGGGGAGUGCUGGUGGAGCAGCAGUCCUGCAGCCGCAUGUGCCGCGAUGAAAUCGAGACGGUGCAGGAACUGGGUGACAGGGGCAAGGACGCCGUGAACUGCACCUACAAGGACGAGGACGACUGCGUGGUGCGGUUCCAGUACUACGAGGACUCCAGCGGCAAGUCCAUCCUCUACGUUAUUGAGGAGCCUGACUGCCCGAAGGGGCCGGACAUCCUGGUGGUCCUGCUCUCAGUGACGGGCGCCAUCCUGCUCAUCGGCCUCGCCGCCCUGCUCAUCUGGAAGCUCCUCAUCACCAUCCACGACCGCCGGGAGUUUGCCCGCUUUGAGGAGGAGAAGGCCAGGGCCAAGUGGGACACGGGCCACAACCCUUUAUAUAAAGAAGCUACAUCUACCUUCACCAACAUCACGUACCGCGGGAACAUGUAAGGAUGCCGCACCCAGCGCUGGCUGUGGGAUCAGCCGAGGAUCCGUGGGAUCUUCUGGAGGCCGGUUUACAGAAGAGCUUGUGUGUGUCUGCGUGUGUGAGUGUGUCUGCGUGUAAUUUAACAAUUCCUCGACUGUCCCUGAAGCCCUGUUGUCCGUCACCCCACUGUAACUGCAGGGAUGUGCUUUCCACAGCAAACCUCUCGUUCUUACCUCGGUGGGCCGCCUCGCGGGAGCCGGCGGCCCCUCCAUACACUGAAUGCAGAGAAAUGGGACUUUCUCUGCCUGGCGAGUCUGUGAACUGUUAGGUGCUCAUCGGACCAAGUGGAUUUCGGGAGCAGCUGCUCGAACCAAAUGCUGAGCUGUGCUCUCCUCCGUGGCCCGUGCUGGUGAAGCUCUGCCUGCUCGGAGAGUCCCCUCGUGCACUGGACAGAUGCGGUCCCCCUGGGUACAGGAGCCAUCUCCUUGAGGGACAGGGCAGCUACGCUCACUGCCAGCAGGCAGGAGCCGUCGCGUGGCUUUGUGGGUUGAAGACGCCGCUUGAGCAACCUGGCAGCCCCCUGCUUCUUGCAGCCACGCAUUUCUGGUGCUGCUGUGGCCCGGGACGGUGAAAAGCAAAUGCCCUGGCAUCGCAGUGCCCUUCCUCAUUCCCUCCACGUGCACUCAGUUUGCACCACCAGCCAACUCUACGUAGCAUCAGCUGUGCUGGUCCCAGCUGCAGCCUGGCUCAUCCCCUGGGAUAGUGCUGAGCUCCCCGUGUCCCCCUCCACCAUCUCCAUGCCACAAAGCACAUGGAUGUGCAGGCAGCAGCCUAGGGAGGGUCGUGAUGCUCGUUAUCCCUUGAGCCUGGCCACCUCUCUCCCUUUUCUGUGCUUUUUGAGCUGCGUAACUGCACCACGCUUGGUUUUCUGUGUAGCUCAGGGUUCCAGAAGAGCAGGCAGGGUUCAGGCCAUGUCCUGCUGCCUGGGGCUGUGUAUCACCCGUGGUUUGUCCUGGGGGGAAGAACAAAGAAAUGUCCCGGUAGCGGAGUUUGACUGUAACAGUGCUGCUGCCUGGUCCCUGCCCCAGCCAGAGCAUGGUGGCUCUAUUCCCCUCGAUUGCACCAAAAAGCAGCAGAGACCUUGUGCCUGGCCCUGAGGGCCCCAGCAGCAUGUUGGCUGAGCUGGUGGUGGCCGUGUGUCCCUGUUCCCUGGCUGGCCUGUCCCCAGCAGCGCGGGGGCAGUGGCUGGCUGCAGGCAGCAGCGGCUGGUGCUGGGGUGGGAGCUGGGGCUGAGCCCCGGAGCGGGGGGGUUGGAUGGGCAGCACCAGAGCGGCAGCGAUUCACACCAUGAAUAUAAAAAGAAAUAAAAUAAAAG
This is a messenger RNA of Gymnogyps californianus (California condor), 3777 nucleotides long. RefSeq names its product integrin subunit beta 3 (gene ITGB3). Gene Ontology annotation, cellular component: integrin complex; cell surface; focal adhesion. The coding region runs from base 80 to 2425 and encodes 781 amino acids. Gene Ontology annotation, molecular function: integrin binding; fibrinogen binding; fibronectin binding. The transcript has 15 exons. The record is from RefSeq and is a predicted model, not a curated record. Gene Ontology annotation, biological process: integrin-mediated signaling pathway; cell-matrix adhesion; cell migration. NCBI's taxonomy places the organism in Eukaryota, Metazoa, Chordata, Aves, Accipitriformes, Cathartidae.